AUGGAAAUAGAACCUAACCCAGGAGACCAAAUUCCCAUACCCGCCUUCGACCCAAACAAAAUCCCUAGAAUCCCAGUGCCAAACCCUCUAGCUUAUGACCUUUGGGAAAAUGAACAUAGGGAUUAUCGAGAACUCUACCCACAAGAGGAGCCCAUACCAAACCCUAUAGCACCAUACCCCAACCCUGACCCUCUAGAUCCAUAUAGGGAUGCUGAUAAGUAUGCUCGGGAAAUACUAGAAAACCCAUACCCAUAUGGAGAACCCGUACCACCAUGCCUUGACCCAAUACCCACACCACCACCACCCAUGAGUACCGAAACCGUGCAGGAACUCCGCACUUUUGGUGAGGAGUUAGUAGAUGAAGGGGAAAGAAUAAGGCAAAUAGGGGAAAGGCUAGUUUGGAAGUGUGACGAGCGAAAUAUGCAAUACUGGAUGAACCCCUAG
Messenger RNA from Helianthus annuus (common sunflower), 444 nucleotides. RefSeq lists its product as uncharacterized. Bases 1 to 444 code for a protein of 147 amino acids. NCBI's taxonomy places the organism in Eukaryota, Viridiplantae, Streptophyta, Magnoliopsida, Asterales, Asteraceae. The record is from RefSeq and is a predicted model, not a curated record. The transcript has a single exon.